Messenger RNA from Beta vulgaris subsp. vulgaris (sugar beet), 2072 nucleotides. RefSeq names its product 3-ketoacyl-CoA synthase 5. Gene Ontology annotation, molecular function: acyltransferase activity, transferring groups other than amino-acyl groups. Gene Ontology annotation, biological process: fatty acid biosynthetic process. NCBI's taxonomy places the organism in Eukaryota, Viridiplantae, Streptophyta, Magnoliopsida, Caryophyllales, Amaranthaceae. The coding region runs from base 18 to 1442 and encodes 474 amino acids. The transcript has a single exon. Gene Ontology annotation, cellular component: membrane. The record is from RefSeq and is a predicted model, not a curated record.
AAGACUUUCUCUCUCCAAUGGAAUCAACCCAAAAUCUAUCUUUACAAAACUAUCCUAACUUACCAAUAGUAGAUCACCUCAAAUUCCUAGCUAUUUUACUUCUCACUAUAUUUGAAUCAUAUUUUAUUCUCCUAAAAUAUGAAUUAUCUUUUCAUAUUAUUCCCAUUUCAUGCAUCUUUUCUUAUUUUAUACUCCAAUAUAUUCUCUCAAAACCUCCUAAAAUAUUUUUAGUAGAUUUUUCAUGUUAUAAGCCUCCAAAUUAUUGUAGAAUUCCACUUUCUUCCUUUAUAGAGCAUGUCCAUUUAAUUAAUUUUGACAAAGAAAGUGCUGAUUUUAUGUCCAAAAUCCUAAAUUCUUCGGGCCAAGGCCCAGAGACUUAUCUCCCACCAUCUUUGCAUUUUAUCCCUCCAAGGCCCACCCAUUAUAAGUCCAUUGAGGAGGCUAAGAUGGUUCUUUUUCCUAUAAUGGAAGAUCUUUUAAUUAAGUCCAAUCUCUCUCCUCUUGAUAUUGAUAUUCUUAUUGUUAAUUGUAGUGGGCUUUGUUCUUCUCCUAGUUUGACUACACUAGUUGUUAACAAGUUCAAACUUAGGCCCAAUAUCAAAACUUUUAAUCUCUCUGGUAUGGGCUGUAGUGCUAGUAUGAUCUCUAUGGGCCUGGCCCAAGAUUUGCUCUUGCUCCAUAGAGAGUCCAAUGUAGUUAUAUUGAGUACCGAGAUCUUAACUAUGGGCUGGUACUCGGGCAAUGAUCGGUCAAAAUUGGUCCUAAACUGCCUCUUCCGAAUGGGUGGGGCCGCUAUUUUACUAUCCAAUCGAAAGAAGGCCCAAAAUGGGUCUAAAUACCGAUUGAUUUGGAAUUCAAGGGCCCAACGGGCUUUUAUUGAUCGUGCUUAUAAAUCCGCUUUUAGAGAAGAGGACUCUAAUGGGCUUACUGGGGUGACCCUUAAUAAGGACAUCCUAGAAGUAGCCUCGGAUAUGAUUCGAGCCCAAUUAAUCGCUCUGGGGUCCUUCAUGUUACCAGCUUUGGAGAAGUUAAAGUUUGUUACAUCCAUUGUUAGGAAGAAAUAUUUGAAGAAGUCAGCUGAGAUUUACAUGCCAAAUUUUAAAACAAUCAUUCGACAUUAUUGUUUGCCGGUAUCCGGUAAGCCGGUGAUAAGAGAGAUAGGGAAAGGGUUGAAGUUAGGAGAGAGAGAUAUGGAGGCAGCAUUAGCUACAUUACAUAGAUUUGGAAAUCAAUCUUCUUCUUCUUUGUGGUAUGAGUUAGCUUAUUUAGAAGCUAAAGAGAGAGUGAGGGAAGGGGAAAGAGUAUGGAUGCUUGGUAUGGGAAGUGGACCCAAGUGUACUAGUGUUGUUUUAGAAUGUAUUAGGCCCAUUCUUGGUGAGUCCAACAAGGGCCCAUGGGCUGGUUGCAUUGAUAAUUAUCCAGCUUUAGCAUUUAGUAGUUAAAUUCAUAUCACUAUUCACAAUUUUACUAGCUCUAAUCUCUUAAAAUGUAAAGCACUUUUUUCCCUAGUGGAUUUUAGUUGCACUUCUCCAACUUCUCCAGCUAAAAAUUUUAAUGCCUUCUGAAGUGUUGUGACUUGUAUCUCUGUAACAUGUGUGGCUUCAAGAGUACUGUGAUAAUUAUAAUUUAUUUUGUUCAUCUUUAUACUAUAUAUUUCAUCCGUUUCGUUUUAAAUGUAACAAAGGGGUAUUAUUUGUCAAAUAUAAAAUAUUCAUUUGUUAUGUUUAAAACGAAACUGAGGAAGUAGACACUUAUAAUCAUAUUUAGGGGAUAUAUUGAUAUAUUAUCUUAGAUGGAGUUGGCUCUUACAACCAAUAUAUCCACCUGACCAUUUGAUGAAUUGAAUUCGUCAAUGGCUACCAUAACUCUCUCCUCUUUAUUUGAUAUAAGGUCUGAAUGACUCGUACACCCAACAUACCUCACCAGGCACCUAGCACUUGCGGUUCCUUAGGUACCUAGCACUUGCGGUUCCUUGUUCGAACGGACUAUCCGAAACAUUAAAUGACUCUUAAGCACCCAAGAUCCACAUUGAUGCAAGGAUUUGAGGAUCUUAUACAUUGAGCCAAGGAAAA